UCGUGUAGUCUGAUCCUCAAGUAGUUCUAAACAUCAACCAUGAUCAUGAGUACGUUGAGGGUUACAGCAGUGUUCUACAUUUUCAUCCUUCUUUCUUUGCUGGCUUUGCCUCCAAUUUAUGCUUGUGGUUAUUGCAACCCUCCUUACCAAGCACGUCCAACUCCACCGAUACCCACUCACCCACCCGGCAGAGGUGGCAACCCACCUAGAUUCUCUCCACCUUCCACCAAUCCACCAGUUUUUGGGCGCCCACCAACUGUUAGGAAUCCUCCAGUGACACUCCCACCACCUGCUUCCACAUAUCCUCCAUAUAGCGGAGGCAGUCCACCUUCAGGUGGACUACUACCUCCUAUCGGAGGCGGUGGUGGACUUUUACCUCCUAUUGGAGGCGGUGGUGGGCUUUUACCUCCCAUCGGAGGCGGUGGUGGACUUCUACCUCCUAUUGGAGGAGGUGGUGGACUUCCAGGUCUCAGUCCUCCUUCAACUUCCCCGAGUUGCCCGAUUAAUGCUUUGAAGUUAGGGCUAUGUGUAGAUGUACUUGGUGGGUUGGUACAUGUUGGGUUGGGAGACCCAGUUGAAAAUGCUUGCUGUCCAGUAAUUGCAGGAUUGCUAGAGCUCGAAGCUGCAGUUUGUCUUUGCACUAGCAUACGACUUAAGCUUCUCAAUCUUAAUAUCUUCAUUCCUCUAGCACUUCAAGUUCUCGUCACUUGUGGAAAGAACCCUCCACCUGGUUUCGUAUGUCCUCCUCUUUAAAGAUGAGUCAUGCUGGUAGAUCGAUGUUCAA
Molecule: messenger RNA, 784 nt
Organism: Papaver somniferum (opium poppy)
Lineage: Eukaryota; Viridiplantae; Streptophyta; Magnoliopsida; Ranunculales; Papaveraceae
Product: 36.4 kDa proline-rich protein-like
Exons: 1
Coding region: 40-753 (237 amino acids)
Source: RefSeq, a predicted model, not a curated record